This is a messenger RNA of Macrobrachium nipponense, 1419 nucleotides long. RefSeq lists its product as uncharacterized. Lineage: Eukaryota; Metazoa; Arthropoda; Malacostraca; Decapoda; Palaemonidae. The record is from RefSeq and is a predicted model, not a curated record. The coding region runs from base 131 to 1078 and encodes 315 amino acids. Gene Ontology annotation, molecular function: DNA-binding transcription factor activity. The transcript is spliced from 2 exons. Gene Ontology annotation, biological process: regulation of DNA-templated transcription.
GGCCAGAGAGCGACUGAAUUCGCUGUAGGUGUUUAGAAGAUAGCCACGCUAGUGCCCAACACCGAUCUCUCGAAUUGUCAGUCUCGAGUGAAUACUGUUUUCGAACUCGUACUUAGUACCGUGAAGAAAAAUGGACAAUUAUUCCCCACAAUAUCUGUACGGCGAUUUACUGAGUUCUUCUCAGUUCGAAAAUCUCAAAAUACACACAGAAGAAAACUUGAGUAUGGAAAACAAUUUUGUAACUGAAGAGGGUAUUUACACGGGGUCAAUGGGUGUCAGUCCCAUGUUAAAUUGUGACAGUGUGCCAUCAGACCAAAGUUUCAGUACUGAAAACCCCACCACUCAAUUACCUCGGGAGUUAGCCGAGAUGGUGACCUCGCUCCUGCUUGAUGCCAGUGACGAUUUCCCGCUAAGUGAGGAAGCUCACCCCCAUUUUGAUAUCGAUGUAGUAGCUGCCGCUGGUGACUUCGUUGACAAAGAAGACCCCUUUAACGAAGAUAUCUUUGGUGAUAAUGCAACCAGUCUGUUACACACCCCCGGUUACGAGGUCCAGACAAUCCCUUCGGUAGGGACAGCUGCUGCCUUAGGUGCCACCACAACAGUGUCAGGAAGACCUCGAAGGAAAUCUGAACGGAAGGCCAAGACGAAAGCGACUGACGCGUUAGUUUGCAGUGGGCAUUCCUUAGGGUACGACCCACAAUACCCCGACCUCUCUGAACUUGGGGUGCCCAGCCCUGCCUCUUCGUCCUCCGGUUACAGUGACAGUUGCGGCGAGGAUACGCAGCAGAAGAAGGGACGGCAAAGGCGGCCCCGCAUAUCGUACAACACAUUGACAGAGGAGGAAAAAUACAAAAGAAUUCGCGACUUGAACAAUGAAGCCUCCAGACAUUACCGCGAGAGACAGCGGAGUUUGCUCACCAACUUGGAUAAGCAGCUGCCGGGACUCAUCGAGAAAAACCAGAAAUUGAAAGAAAAGGCCGUAGCCCUCGAAGCUCUGAGGGACCAACUGAAACAUUUCUCGCACCAGUUCCUCCGCGAACAUAUGCACAACAAUGUCAGUCAUGACUUCCAGAUGUGAUAUUAUCACUUUUGUGUAGUUCCUGGUUCCUCAUAGUUAAACAAAGUUAUUGUUACAUAGAUAUCAUGUAUAUUUAUACCAAGGUAUUCUUCCAUAAAUAUCAUGCAUAACCGAAUGCUUUGCUCAAAGUCAAACGGUUUUUAUGUUGAAGUAGCUCAUCGUCGCCUAUUUGUUCAUUGUCAUCAUAUUCUUAGUUACCUAGUUUUUAAGUCAUUUUGUACAUAUUUUUCUACCAUUUUACAAAAUUAUUUAUCGGCUAAGUUUACCUACCUUAGUGUGAUUAUCGCUACUAUAUGUACCUCGAAUUAUUACUAAAUAAAAUUUUAUAUUUUAAAUUCUUA